GGCCGCUGACCGUUCACAGCCUGUAAUUUGACUUUGUUUACCGGUCAAAAUUAGGAACAAAUCAUUCGUAAAUAAAUAAUAUCGUAAAUCGAAUUCGCAAUCAACAAUUUUGCAUGAAAAGUGCCUUUUUCAUUGUAAGAUAAAUAUGCCCCUUCAAUUCAUGGCUAUGGCUCAGAAUGCAGUUGAACCCAUGCAAGUAGACGCUCCUUUGGAAGACAAUGAUAAUAAUGAAGAAGCUUUUUAUGUUGUGGAAAACCCAAGUAUAGAUCUUGAGGCAUAUGCCAACAGUUACACUGGGCUAGCGAAGAUUCACCGCCUUGUAUUUAUUGUAGAUCAUUGCCCCUCUCUUCGUUUGGAAGCUUUGAAGAUUGCCAUUGCAUAUGUGAUGUCUACUUAUAAUGUAAAUUUGUAUCAGGGAUUGCAUCAAAGACUAGGAGAACUUACCAGCACCUUAAACGUCCCUGACGUAGCAGCGCCAUCUGCUUCUCAAGACAUACCUGUUAUAGACAAUAUGUGGAUCGAAACCCGACUAAAAAAAGCUGCCCUAAAACUUGAAAAACUCGACAAUGACUUAAAAAACUACAAAAGCAAUUCAAUUAAAGAAAGCAUUAGGCGUGGUCAUGAUGACUUGGGAGACCAUUACUUAGAUUGUGGAGAUUUAUCUAAUGCCCUGAAAUGCUAUUCUAGAGCAAGGGAUUACUGUACUAGUGGCAAACAUGUGGUCAAUAUGUGUCUUAAUGUCAUUAAGGUGUCCGUUUAUUUGCAAAACUGGUCGCAUGUGCUCAGCUAUGUUGCUAAGGCGGAGGGGACACCGGAUUUUUCAGAAUCUCAAGCUAAGGACAGCAAUCCAAUAAUUUUUUCUAAGCUGAGGUGUGCUGCUGGUUUGGCAGAAUUAGCUACAAGAAAGUACAAGCAGGCUGCUAAACAUUUUUUGCAGGCUAGUUUGGACCACUGUGACUUCCCAGAGCUGCUAUCUCCAAAUAAUGUUGCAGUUUAUGGAGGUCUUUGCGCCCUAGCAACGUUUGAUAGGCCUGAAUUACAAAAAAAUGUCGUUAACAAUGGAAGUUUUAAGCCAUUUUUGGAGCUGGAGCCUGCUCUCAGAGAUGCCAUAUUCAAAUUCUAUGAAUCUAGAUAUGCAGCUUGCUUAAAAUUAUUAGAUGAAAUGAAGGAUGCUCUUCUACUGGAUCUUUAUCUUGCACCACAUGUUCCGGCUUUAUAUGCUCAGAUUAGAAGCAGGGCUUUAGUUCAGUAUUUCAGCCCCUAUAUGUCAGCUGAUUUACGAAGAAUGGCUCAGGCGUUUGGCAGGAGUGUUCCAGCUUUAGAAGAUGAACUUAUGAGACUGAUUUUGGAUGGCCAGAUUCAGGCCAGGAUUGAUUCACAUAAUAAAGUCUUAUUUGCAAGAGAUGCAGACCAAAGAGGUGCGACCUUCGAAAGAGGCCUCGCAGUUGGUAAAGAGCAAUUUCGAAGGGCUAGAAUGUUGGUCCUGAGAGCCGCAGUGCUGCGAAGUAGGCUACAGGUCCAAAGCCCUCCUAGGGAACAAGGCGAAGGGGCGACUCCUCAGAUGCCUGCCGUUUCUAGUGGGCAUAGUACCGCCCGUGUUUAAAAAGUUACAUUUUCUUUGGUUUGUAUUUGAAUUUGUUAAUAUUAUUAUUUUAUCGUGAUAAAACAAAAUUAAUGUAAUAUAAUUUGUAUUAGUAUGUUUUUG
Messenger RNA from Anthonomus grandis grandis, 1705 nucleotides. RefSeq names its product COP9 signalosome complex subunit 1 (gene CSN1b). Gene Ontology annotation, cellular component: COP9 signalosome. The coding region runs from base 146 to 1603 and encodes 485 amino acids. NCBI's taxonomy places the organism in Eukaryota, Metazoa, Arthropoda, Insecta, Coleoptera, Curculionidae. The transcript has 7 exons. The record is from RefSeq and is a predicted model, not a curated record.